GUCUCUCGACGUGCGGGUUGCUGGAACUUACUUGGAUCGACGCGCGGCGGGGAAAGGAGGCCAGGUGGGAAAGGAGGUCAGGAGUCUUGAAAUACGGCCCAACCUCCACCCAUCUUGCCGGUGGUGACGCGUAUCCACAGUACAACAUGGAUCCAAGGUGGUCUUCAAUCGACCCUUUGCUUUCAAUCGAGAUUGGCUGCCUGUUUGGAAAGGCUAAGAAUCAGAAAUUGGAGAUGAAACCAAAGAACAUCGCCCUGACCCAGAGAAAAAAUUCGUUUGUAAUCAUUGUCUCCUCUAAGACCAACGAGAGAGCCAAGACAGAAAUCAAUCUGUCGGACAUCACCAAUUACCGUCUGUUUUCAGGAGAAGGCCUGGCAACACCUCUGCUUCGGAUGAAUGCAUGGAAUGGCGAGUACACAAUCAAGUUUGAUGUAGACAGAGAUAGAGCUAACUGGAUGGCACAUCUCAAAGUUGCCAUUGGCAUGGUGCAGAAGAACUUUGAAUGGCUGUCCUACUUUCUGUUCGUGAUCUAUCCGUCUUCAUCCGGCCACAAGGAUCCUGCAUUGCUGCGCCUACUGCCGGAAGAUGAGCCUGUGGAGAUUGUUAUUGAGAACCCGAUUACGCAUGAUGAUAUCCAGCGCUUCUAUAUGCGGCAGUUGCUAGAGUUUGACUAUUCAAAUGGCAAUAUUGUGGUUCUAACAUUCACCAACAACACCGCAGUGACGUCACAUGAAUGUGUGAAGAGCAAGUUUGACUUCAGAUGUUUCUGGGCACGUAGUCUAGUGGCUGUGCUGACAAAGCGUUUAACUGCCCUCGGCCUUCCUUUCAAGUCAGCCAAAGUUGGCGGGGAAUUCAGACGAUCAUUCUCAAAGGAUGAAGCUCCUCUUUCUCCACAACGUAAAACGGUUGAUUUUCAAUCGAAUCGCUUCCCUUCACCUCGCGAUGAUGCAACGAGUCCACGGGACAGCAGUGCCGAAAGUGAGCGAUACCGUAGACGAUCUGAUGGACAAUGGCCAGCGAAUACCGCCAAUAGCAGUGCAGUACCGGAAGCUACUGGAGCAGUGCUUGCCAAUUCAGGAGCUGCAGAUUACCCAGAUUCUAAGUUGCAGCAGGUUCCAGAGCAUUUCCCACCAGCACCCCCACCCCCGACAAACGUGCCGGAAGAAGCGAUUGACGGCGGUGAGGAAUACCUAACGGACGCUUCCGCUCUUCCUCCUCCACCAGCUUUCUUAUCCGAGCCACCACCUCUGUCAUCUCCAUCUCCAUCUCCAUCUGCACCCGUUACGGAGAUAUACCCCGAUGCUACACGCGUUACGGAGAUAUACCCCGAUGCUACACGCGUUACGGAGAUAUACCCCGAUGCUACACGCAUUACAGAGGUAUAUCCCAAAGCUACACACAGGACCAGGACACAGUCUAUAAGCCCGUCCCCGCUUGAUGCAUCUGCCAAGGGAGAUGGAGCUAAAGCAAAGUGCCUCACUCUUCCAAAUCGAAAAAUUCGUCGGAUUAGCAGAGACGUUCCGACGGAUAAACCCAGUGAUGAUGAGUAUGCGCCCCUUAGCCCAGCAAAGAACACACGCCCAGUGGACUUGGAAGCGUUCCGCCGCUCUUUUAGGAUUGUGCCACAAUAUUCUACAGAUAGUGAUGUUGGUGUUGCACCGGCAUUGCCAGUUUCGCCAAUGACUCCAACUCACGUCCCUCGCAACACUCCCACAUCGACAGCAUUGGGUGCGAUGAGCAGGCAGGACUCGGGUUUAUAUGUCAACAUGGAGGCAUUCAGCCAAUUUCACCUUCACGAAGACAUCGAACCAAUGUAUCCACCAACCCGAAGUCCUCCCAAGCCCUCUAAGCCACCCAGAAGGCAAACGUCAUUAACAGAAAAUACGGAAACAGAUGCACUGGAUCAAGCGGCUUGUGGUACAGUCAAUGCACGGCAAGACCAGCAAGCGUACUCUACUAGCGAAGAGCAUCGCAAGGCUUUUCGAGCUGGAUCAGCUCGGCCCAAACCUGCACCUAGGCCACAUAGUCUAAGAGGGCUGGACUGGACAAAGGCGAGUCACCCAAGUGAGUGAACGUAAGCGUUCAGUAGAAGACGACCCAACAUAUGAUGAUCUCAACCUGCAAAGCAAGGAACCAACGGCAGGUGUUCACAUACAUCCUGUGGCUGAGAGAUAUGAACGUGCCGUCAUGUCCGCACACAGCCCACAGGACGAGGCCAUGGGCUUGUUUGAGUCCUUUGAGAGCGAUCCCGAGUUCCCCGAAGAUGAAAAUGGUUCGCAAGCGGGUGAUAAUGCAGUGCAUUACCAUCAUCGGAACGCGUCUCCAAUUUUCACGCCUCUAAGAAGCACUAGAAGUGGCGAGGAAGAUGAGGAAGGUGAUGGUUCUCUGGAGAUGUUGAGCAAUGGAGGGCCGGGUGCUCCUUGGAUUAGACGCAAUGUGUUUCAACGGCGUGUCACUGAAGGAACUGUGGAUGCGCCUGAAGCGGCCGGUUUUCUCAACAAUGACCAUCCACAUGCCCUGGAGGAGAGAGAUGAUUAUGACAAAGAGGCUGCAUCAUAAGAACUAGCUUGUAUUGCAAACUGCCAGUGUGUGUGUGUGUGUGUGUGUGUGUAUGCACGCGGAUGCGCAGGCGCACGGCACGCACAUGUGUGUGUGUGUGUGUGUGUGUGUGUGUGUGUGUGUGUGUGUGUGUGUGUGUGUGUGUGUGUGUGUGUGUGUGUGUGUGUGUGU
Sycon ciliatum is the source of this 2730-nucleotide messenger RNA. RefSeq lists its product as uncharacterized. Bases 147 to 2072 code for a protein of 641 amino acids. NCBI's taxonomy places the organism in Eukaryota, Metazoa, Porifera, Calcarea, Leucosolenida, Sycettidae. The record is from RefSeq and is a predicted model, not a curated record. The transcript has 10 exons.